AGGGCUGCAUCCCACGUCUCUUAAAACACAUCCACGCUUCCUUCACUUGUGUCUUUACCUUGAGUCAUAACCAUGGGGCAGACUGGUGGGCGGAGUCAUACAACCAUGAGAGACUGGUGGGCGGAGUCAUACAAUCACAGGGUGGACUGGUGGGCGGAGUCAUACAACCACAGGGUGGACUGGUGGGCGGAUUCAUACAACCAUGGGGCAGACUGGUGGGCGGAGUCAUACAACCACAGGGUGGACUGGUGGGCGGAGUCAUACAACCAUGGGGGCAGACUGGUGGGCGGAGUCAUACAACCAUGGGGCAGACUGGUGGGCGGAGUCAUACAACCACAGGAUGGACUGGUGGGCGGAGUCAUACAACCACAGGAUGGACUGGUGGGCGGAGUCAUACAACCAUGGGGGCAGACUGGUGGGCGGAGUCAUACAGCUGCAGGGUGGUACAGGAUCCCCACCCAUGACCCCUCCCUCCUCCAGUCCUCUGGCACCACCCCCGAGUGGUGUGGCCCCGCCCCCUCUACGCCCAGCUCGUCCUCCUCUUGGCUGUGUGGUCACGCCUCCUCCCCCUAUGGGACCAAUGAGAAGUCAGAAAGAGGCCGACAGCAGCCAAUCAGAGAGCGAGCCUGAUGUAGAGGGCGUGGUGUUGGUGUUGACCCGAGCACUGGCUGCCUGCAGACACACGGUUAAAGACCAGGUGUGUAACGAUGUGGCAAAGAGGCUCCGCCUCCUGGAGGACAGCUGGAGGUCAGGUAGACUCAGCCAGCCUGUGAGGAGACGCAUGCACACCCUGUCUCUGGAGCUACAGUCGGGUCACUGGGACUCAGCUGAUGAGAUCCAUCGCUCUCUGAUGGUCGAUCAUGUGACUGAAGUCAGUCAGUGGAUGGUCGGAGUAAAAAGACUUAUCGCUGAGACCCGGAAACUGAGUCCAGAACUCUUAGAACCACUUCAGAAAGGACCAGUCCAGGACCCUGCAGAACUAGUCCAGGAUCCAGUAGUACCAGUCCAGGACCCUGCAGAACUAGUCCAGGAUCCAGUAGUACCAGUCCAGGACCCUGCAGAACCAGUCCAGGAUCCAGUAGUACCAGUCCAGGACCCUGCAGAACCAGUCCAGGACCCUGCAGAACCAGUCCAGGACCCUGCAGAACCAGUCCAGGACCGUUAAUCCUGCAGAAAUCAGCAGGUUUCUUUCUACAUUCAGCAAACUUUGACUCUUUAAACCAAAACCAGGACCUGGUGAUAAUCCUCACAUUCAUCCUUACACCUCAGCAGAGGGUCAAAGGUCAGACCUACAGGAAGAAGUAGGGGGUCAGUGGUUUCCUGAAAGACACCAUGUGGAUACAGCUCUGGCCUAGACUGUAUUUUAUGUCUGGACUCUGGACUCUGUAGACCAGGUGUUUUCGCACUGUGAGGCUCCUCUCCAGCAGGAUGAGGGAGAUUUAAAAAACCCUCUCGAGACUCUGGUUUCUAGACUCUGGGUCCUAUACUGUAGAUUGUGGACUGUAUACUCAUGACUCUGGACUUUGGACUCUGAACUCAGGACUCUAAUUUCUGGACCCCAUACUCGAGACUCUCGACUCUCGACUCUGUACUUGAGACUCGGGACUCUGGACUCUGACCUGGACCCCAUACUCAAGACCAUGGACUCCAGACCCUAUAUUUGAGACUCUGGACUCUGGCUGACCCUUCAAUCACCUUGAACACCCAUUUAUUCUCUCAGCAGAAUUGUUGUAACCCCCCCAGAUCAGUCCUAGUAACCUAGCAUGACCCCCGUAUGUCUGUCCUCUUUGUGGACUCUCCACCUGUCAGCGAUCUGAAGUCAUGUGACAUAUCAACCAAUCACAGCAGAGCUCUAUGCAUCAACAGCAAACCUCAGUUUAAAGGCUGCGACUGUGACGACGUGGAUCCUGACCUUUACUCUCUGUUAUCAUGACGGAUCUGACACGAAUAAAUCUGUUUUCCUUUCUUUCUACAGAA
Epinephelus moara (kelp grouper) is the source of this 1977-nucleotide messenger RNA. RefSeq names its product steroid receptor RNA activator 1 (gene sra1). The transcript has 5 exons. Gene Ontology annotation, cellular component: nucleus. Bases 203 to 1165 code for a protein of 320 amino acids. The record is from RefSeq and is a predicted model, not a curated record. Gene Ontology annotation, biological process: regulation of transcription by RNA polymerase II. NCBI's taxonomy places the organism in Eukaryota, Metazoa, Chordata, Actinopteri, Perciformes, Serranidae.